CCUCACACACGUAACGCCGGUUCUACAACUACUCUAUCCAACAUGGCCGACGAGUGAAUAGUUUUCCACCAAAAACGCAUCACGCUUCCGGUCACGCAUACUUAAAACAUCAGGUUUGAUUGACUUUUUUUUUUACUAUUAAUUAUUUUUCCCCUGCAUUUUUUUCAUACACAUGCAUGCGUACUGUUUAGCCGACGAGGAGACGAUAUAUUUAUCGCUAAUCUGCUACAGUACAGCAUUGUCAUGCACAUUGUUUUCGUUGUAUCAUUAUUUUAUGCUGUAUAAAAAAUAAACCCCUAACCAAUACGUGCAUAUUAUUAAUUGUUUUAUGUUGUCGCUGGUACGUGAACAGCAGCAGUAUCAGUCAAUAACAGAAUAGUCAUCCACACCUUCUGGGCGAAGUAAACGCAGCGAAAGAUACAUUGGAUUCGUCUUAGAAAUUAGACGACCAUCGAAAUCGAUUAGAACGCCGUUGGCAAACAUUUGCCGUACAGGUAUGAGCAUUGAUCACUGUAUUCAAAUAUUAUUAUAAUCUUUAUCGUUUAUCCUCGUGUUGUAUAUUAUAUGUUUUAGGUAGGUAGUUUGAUGCUUCCUAACUUCUCGAUUUAUGAUAAGACUUAAUACUUGUUAGAUACAUGAUAUACCUAUACCUAUUUACUUAUUCAUUCAUAUAUCACUUCCUUUCAAGAUUUUGUGGUCAAUUUUGAAUCAUUUAAUGAGUAUAAUUUUCUGUAGAUCAGUUAUGUUAUAAAUUGAAUGAUUAUAAUAUUGAUGUCAGUUUACAUUUUCUCUAAUAGACGCCUAUUAAAUUUGUCUAUUCACAAAAAUUUUUAAUAAAUUGUUUAAAACAUUUUAAAUUUAGAAGUGUGAAAGUAUAUUAUUACAAAUUUACAAAUAUUUUUAAUGUGUAAUAUACAGUAGUUCAUUAAUGACUUACUGUUGGCUUUUUUUUUUAGAUUUUUAAUAAUUUUAUCCCAUAGAUCGUAAUUAUUGUAAAAUGUUCUAUAAUAGUAAUUACUACCAUUCCUCAAGCAGUUUUUUGUUUUCUAAAUUCUUUUUGUUAAUGAUUAAAGCCUGACAAUAGUAUUUUAGAUACCCAUUAAAUUGAUACAAUAUAUCCAUUUGUAAUUUAGUAAUUGUUAAAUUAAUUUUUAUUAGUUAUAUAUUUUAUUUUUUACAUUAUACGAAAAACCAAAUCUUGUCAUUUAAUUACAUACCAUAAUUUUUCAUUAUUUUAUUAGUAUUUAUUUAAUGUAACAAUAUAAUGUAGAUAUCUACUACUUAGAUAAUAUUGUUACAUUAUAAUAAAUAUGUCAAACUUAAUUGUAUAGCUUGGUUAAAAAUGUUCAUUUAGGUACCUAGGUGAAAUAUACGUCGAGGACAAUAAAUACUUUUACAAUUUCUAUCUCUUUAUUGAAAAAAUAAUGGUUAUAAUUAAUAAUAGGUAAUCUUUUUUCUGAUAUUAAUUGAUUUAUCAAUGUUCAUUGAGUAAAAUAAUGAAAUUGGUGGUUAUUGUAAGUAUUCAGGAGUAUUUAAUUCUGUGUAUUAAUAAGUAGUUGUUUUAAUCAAAUAGUAAUACCAUUUAAAUUAAUAAAAUAAACUAUUAAAAAAAAAAAAAAAAACGUUAAAAACUUAAAAAAUUAUUUUAUAGGUUGGUAUACCAUAGAUAGUUGGAUACUGCUAAUGUUUUUAGACUUUAUUUGUGAGUUUUGUUAUUUUUUAUAUUACAUAUAAAUAAAUCCUUUUUUGGACGGAUAAACAUAGCUAUUUAAUUAUUAAAUAAUACUUAAGCUGAUUAUUUAAUUUGUUGAUUUAUAUUAAAACAAAUGUCUGUUCUUAUUUUUAAAACACAAUAAUAAAAUGUUCAUUUUGAAUUUGGUUAUUAAAAUUUAUAUUUGUGAUUGCUCUUAACUUAAAAAAAAUACUUUGUAAAUUUGUUUUAAAAUAAUGAUUUGGAAAAACAAUACAUUUUGUACACGAUAAAUAACCAUGUAUCGUGCUAAUUAUAAUUUGUUUUUUAACCAUGGUUGCAAUUUUAGGACAAUUUUCUAAUUUAUAAUAUUUUAUUUUGUGAUUUAUAGAUAUUCAUAGAAAAAUUUUGGUAACAACUAUCAAACAAUGUUGGUUUAAUGUUUUGAAACGUAUAUUGUAUGUAUCCAUUUUCUUCUUGAACUUCUGAACUAAUUUUGAUAAAACAAAAAUUAAAAUACUUAGUGAAUUUGUAGAAGUGUUCUUAGCACUAAGCGCUGAUGUUGGCGUGUCGUCGACAAAAUGUAUUCAUUCCCCGCAGUGGGACAAUGACAAUUUGUCAUUAUUUUCUUAGUUCUCCCAAAUAUACUGUCCAGACUAUAACAAGUAAUUUGUUCUUGUACCUUCACAUAGAUAAGACCUAUUACAUUGUUCAAUUUGUCUUCAUGCAAAAUUCUAGCUAUUUUUAUAAUAUUGAUACUUGGAACUUUUAAACCAAAAUAAAAGAUCCACAUAAGGGGGUCGCCCAAUUAAACCCAUGCUACAGUUCACAUGUUAACUAUGUUUAAUUAAUAUGAGGUAAAGUUUAAAACAAAACAUAUUUGAGUGUACAGUAUUAUACUCUAGCUCAAACUAGAGUACACUGGGUUCGUGCUUCGCGACUUACCUAACUGCCUAAUUUUUCCCUCACCAUGCGGCCACUAACAGACUAGUUAUUAUAGUAGAUGCGCGGAAACGAACAAAAACUGGUCGGUAAUUGAUGUAUCCUAGUUUGAGACAAAUAAGUUAAAAAAACUGUCUCGUAUAAUGAAUGUAUGCUGACUCAGUGGCAUUGAUAUGACAAAAAUCAAUCAAAUAAUCUUGGGUUUGAAUAUCUAACACAUUCAUUAAUUUUAAUAAAAGUACCGUUUUAAAAUACAAUUUGAUAAAUUUUAAUUUGCCAUUUUGUGGAAUUUUAAUUUUAUACAGUUAUUUGUUACCUAUGAAUUAUUCAUUAUAAAUAUAUUUCAUUAUUAAAUGUCUUGUAUGUAGUUAUUAAUUAAUACAAUUAAUGAACAUUUUUAAUUUCAUUUUGCCAGUUUUUUUUUACCAAAGCACUUGUUUAAGCAGUUUUAUUUUUCUUAAUUAGGUAUAUUCUUUUAAUAAUUUUGAAAUAUCUAUAGUGUAUUUAAUCUCAUUAAACAACUUACCAUUAUAUUAUUAUAUAUUUAUAUAAUACAGAUUUAUAAAAAUUUAUAGGCACAUUUUAUCUAUUUGUUGGGUUAUUAUUUAUUAUCUUAACAUUUUUCCUUUUUUUUAAAAAAAAAAACAACAAUUAAUCGUAGUUUUAAAAUAUAUUUAAAAUGAACCCUUAUCCAAUUGUAUUGUUAUUUGAUGUUUUUCUAUUAAGUUACCUACUCAAUUAUUCCUAUGUUAAGUAAAUUUUAUAAAGUACCAUAAAAAAGUAAAAAUUACAAAUAUUUUUAAAAUACUAAUGAUGCCUUAUUUGGCUUAAUUCACUCUUCAUUGUUUUUUGUAUGUAAAUUACAUUGUUUAAUUUAACUAUGUCAAUGGGUUAGAACAAACAACAGUAUUACUUUUAAAUUAAAAUUUAAAUAAACAAUUUUUUCUAGCAAGGGUUGGACCAAUCCAGGAUACCAAAAUUAUAUGUUGCCCUGGACCUCCAUUUGUAUUUAUGUUCUGGCUCUUAUAAUAAUUGUUCUUGGGUCUGAAAAAUUAACAUUAUAAAUUGUCUUUUUAAUUUAACUUUUUCACCAAUUUUCAAGUUAAAUAAAAUUAUUUAUUUGUUAAAACAUAAAACUCGAAUAAAGCAUGAAUGACUUAAUUUAAUGUCAAUUUAAUUUGAUACUGACUCAUAUAAUUAGAAUGGUGUAAAUCUAAUGACUUGUAAUACAGUUUGCUUUCUAGGUUUAAAAUUACCACUCUUCUAUUAUAAGAUGGUUAGGUUGUAUUAUCUGCAUGAAAUAUUUUAAUUUUUUUGUUUAUUCAUUUUGAGUUUUAACAUGAAUUUAAAUCCAUCAGCUCUAAUAUAACUUAAAUAAUUAUAUUUUAACUUUUUAAUUUGGAUUUUAGUCAGAAUAUAGUGUAGCUUGGUGACAUCAAUAUUCACGUUUAAACAAUAUCAAUAAACACUAACAACUUUACUGAUAUACAAUAAUAUGGUAAUAAUUGUUUUGUAAACGACGGCAAUUUUCGAUCUGAAAAUCCCAUCCUAUGCAUGGCCAUAAAAAGACAUUGACCUUGUUAUUUAUUAAAGUAUGUGGACGUGAGUUCAGUUCCAAGUAAAAAUAUCUAUGACUACUGGUCAUGCUCAUACACAUGAUUCAAGAAUGUCAAACAAUAAUAAAUGUUAUUUUUUUAUUAUUAUUUUUUAUCACCAUUUUUUUUUACUUUACUUAUACGGGGUUGUUAGAAUUGUAAUUUUUCAUCGAUUAUUCAUCAUAGGUAGUUCAAAGAAAAACCAAUAUUACUACACGGGUGUGCCGUCAUUCUGUGUCUCCCUGUAAACGAGUAUACUCGGGGAUGGGGAUCUUAAAUAGCGUAUUGCGAUUUUCGAUUGCACAAGUUCGGUGUGCGUAUUCGUCGUUUAUGGCAAAAGAGGGAGGGGGGAGAGACUCCCUUCGUGGAAUGGCGCAGCAGUCGUGGCUGGCAUCCACUCGUGUCCGAUUCCUAUCGUGCGCGUCCAGACGCCGCCUCAUGCGAUUUACAAAUCGUUAUAUAUUAAAAUGAGUGUAUUAUAGCUGAUAUUUUUAUAUACACGUAAUGUAUAUGUAUAUCUUCUGCUGCUGCUGUGUUGUCCGGUUUGCCGUACGGCCGCGGCCCGGACGUUAAUCCAUGACGAAAACAAAACCGCUGUUGCCAUAUCUCAUCACGCGAGGCAUCCGGCGGGCGCGCGCGCGCGCGGUGCGGCGCGGCGCGGCGCUCUCCGCUCGCCUGUCCGCCACCGCGGGUCCGUCACGGCGGCGGUCCGGGGGCCGACGUUCGCCACACACAUACCUAUCGAUCGAACGCGCCGUCGCACUCACGUUUGCAUACGCCCAGCAACGCGCAUGCGUGCCUGUGCUCGCGAUACGGCCUCACGGGGACGCGUGCGCCGCGCGAGUAACGUUCGCUUAUUUUCGUAUAUUAUUCUCGCACGCGUAAGCCACCAAAAAAAAAAAAGACCAUUGUAUCGAUAUAUGAUACAUUCGAAAUCCGAACAUAAAGAUACAUAAACACGUUACACGUUAUAAUAUAUAUAUACACGCGAUAUCGUGUACUGCUGUACUGUGUUUUACAACGGCACGGCGUCUAUGCGUGAAAAAUUCCAGGUAUUCUAUUUCCGGAGUGCCGCCGCAUGGUCCCGUGUGUAACGUUCGUUUUUUUCGGCCAGUGUGUAUCCGGCCAUAUUAUUAUUGUGUUAUUACUAUUAUGUAAAAUCGACACGUUUCGAUAUCCAUCUCUCCCUCCGCACUGCACCGCCGACGGGCGAUGACGUGCACAUUUCGGCGCAUCUAACCCAGUCGGGUGUCCCCGUAACCGGAAUAUCUAUCAUCGUGUACCCAGUUAAUUUUAUCGAUGACGUACAUUAGUAGAUUAAUAAUGUAUUAUUAUUACAGUUUAUCGCCGUAUUCGAGUGUUCGAAAGACGGGCUGGUAAAAUAAAAAAAAAAAAUCUGGUCGUCCGCUCAUCGUGUAACGAUUUCAAUUACCGGUCGUAAUACUUUUAUUACUUUUUAUCAUUUUUUUUUCUCAAAUUUUGAGUAUUUAUAAAUCUACGCGUUUUCCGUUGCGGCGUGUCGUGUGGCGAUCAAUCACAAUCGAUUGUGGCGUGCUAUGCGAUUGUGCCCGGCUACCGCGGUGGCGGCGGUGGUGGCCAACGUUCGCCUCGCCGGCGGUAUGGAGGGGGUAGGACGCAGCGUCCGCAGCGCGUUGUGUGUUUGCUUUGCCCGUUCCACCACACCAGACCUACUCUACGCCACCGUCGACUUGUAGUUGCCGCCGCCACCCUUCUAUCAUACACACCGUUUCGUUUUCAAUCUCGUCCGUCUGUGAAUCGCGCGCGCGCGCUUCGUUCCUACACGGUACGCACACCACGCAUACACGCACGCACAUACACUCACACACAUAUAUAAACACAUAGUGCAUACGCAGUUGAUCCAUACGAAAUAUUUUUCCGUACGUUUAUAUCAAAAAUAAUACAUACGUAUACGUAAUAUCAUUUAUAUAUAUAUAUUCGUUGACCGACAAAACAAUAUUUUAUUUUUCUCGUCUCCGCGUCGUACCACAACACUCAGUUGUAUAAUAGUAGUGACCGUGUGUCCGCCACCGCGAGUGUGUACCCGUCGUCCGUUGCCGCGCAAUAUUUCCGUCGCUCCGGCCGUCCACGUCCAUUAUAGGUGAGUAACACACACGCAUACGGCCGGCCGGUGUCUAAUCUAUUUUUAUCGCACGCACGCAAUUCCCGGCCGGGGGCCCCCCGAAUCGAGACCAUGUACUGUUUGUGACAUUUUUUCCGAUUCCCAGUUAACGGACUUUUUUUUUUCUUCCCCUCUAGAUUUAAAAAUUGAUCAUCUUACGAUUCGCCCGACCGUGUUUGGUUUUUUUUUUUUUCCUCUCUUCUAAGUUUUCCCAGACGACCAGCAGUCUGGAAUUGCUGUCACCGUCGCCGCCGGCGGCCACUACCGCAUGGUUAUUACGCGAACGCGUCUCGGGGGUUUAGGGGAGGGGGGCCACAAUGCAGCAAUCGCAUUCCACGACUGUGUGUCACUCGCUUGCACAGACACACACACACAAACGCGCGCGCGUGCGCUCGCAGGUAGCGUACACACUAUACCUGUCCGCCGAUAACCAGGAAGAACUCGUGUCGUGCGCGCGCUCGCGCGGCGCCUCUACUACGAGGAAACAAAUCGUCGUCUACUUACGUUUUUCUGGGAAAUCUGCGCGAGUUUUUCUCGCCUCCUUUACUUUCCCGCCCGUCUUAUCGUAAAAAUCGAUCGACGCGCAUUCGCUCCCCCUCCAUUCGCCCCCGUUCGGCCGUGCCCUAAAAUAUCGCGCAACUUGUUGUGUGAUACUAUAGUAGUAGUAGUAGUAGUAGUAGUAUAAUGAUAUUAUCGACUGGGUACCGGGGAAAACGCACAAGAGCAAAAAAGAAAAAUAAAAAAACCAAUUCGUUUUAUUGAUUUCCAAAUAUAGAGUUUCGUAUCGAAUAAAAUAAUAUUAUAUUGUAUAACGCGUCAUACUCCGACGACGCCGUUGUUGGCUUUGUCGUUAUUGCACUAGGUAGUGCUCGCUAUAAAAUAUUAUGUGAAACCAACGACUAUGACGACACGGUAAUAAUAAUAUCGAGUAUGCGAGUAUAUGGAGUAUAAUAUAUUCGGUAGUAUUAACCACUUUCGAUUGGAAAUAUCCGGUUACCCGAUCCUGCCUCCGCGCAGUAAAAAAAAAAAAAAAUCUAUAUUUAACUCGAACCCAAACAAAGGUACCUAUAUCGAAGUUGUGUCGUACGACCGUGCACUGAACUUUAUUAAAACAUAUUUACUUGGGUGCGUGUUUAUACGUGUCGAUUGGUGAGCUGCGUAUGCGAGAGAAAUGUUUUCGAUUCUCGUAAAAGAACCGCUUUUGAUUUAUUAUCAGACUUAUCUCCACAGACACUCCGUCGACUUGCAUUUAUUCAUUAAUAAAUCAAUAUAAAAAUGCACGAUCGAACAAUAUUAUGAUACUAAUAGUAUUGUGGCGGGACUCGUAUUGGUUAUUUAUAUUUUUCAAUGACCUAUAGCCAACUAAUAAUUAUAAUUAAACACUUUUUUUUUCGUAACUAUAGGCACUUAAUUUGAAUAAAGCAUUAAUUGUAUAAAUUUGAAUUCUUUGUCGGUGUUUUGCUACCAAUGUUCAAAAAUAAUACCUAAUAAACAACUAAACAUUAUUUAGAUGACAAUAAAUAAUUAACAUAUUAUUUUAGUUGUUUCCAAUUGAUUGGUUAGUUAAGUAAUUUUUAAAUUGGUUAUUACUUUCAGUUCUUUUAAAUAAUAUGUUGAAAAUAGAAUUCAUUGUGUGUGUUUGUUCUAAACAAAUUUAAUCCGUUGUUCACUAUUAUUUGACAACUAACUGUGUUGACUUGAAUAACACCGUAUUAUUAUAUUUGCCGAGAUAUCUACUAUUUGAUUUAAUUUGAAUACCUUAUUUAAAUGAUUUAAGAAUACCUUCCAUAAAUGUAACUUAUGCAUUUAACACAAAUUAGGUUAUUAAAUAACACAUUUAAUUUUCAACAUUUAUUGUUUUUGUUUGUGCAGGUUAAAUUAGUCUGUUGGUCAAGUUAAAUAUCAAAUGUCUGGAGAUAAGGAGGAUUCGGUUCAGAGAGCCAAGCUGGCCGAACAGGCUGAACGGUACGACGACAUGGCUAGCUCAAUGAAAUCUGUGACUGAGACUGGUGUGGAACUAUCUAAUGAAGAGCGCAACCUGCUUUCGGUAGCCUAUAAAAAUGUUGUGGGUGCUCGACGAUCAUCGUGGCGUGUGAUAUCUUCAAUCGAGCAAAAAACAGAAGGUUCGGAAAAAAAACAACAAAUGGCAAGAGAAUACCGGGAGAAGGUUGAAAAAGAACUUAGAGAUAUCUGCUAUGACGUAUUGGUAAGUCUUUUAUUUUUUUAAUUUUAAAUUGUAAAUUAAUUUUAUUUAUGGACGUCAAUAUUUUAAUUGCUUAUUGUAAAUAUUUUGUUUUAUUUUAGAACCUCUUGGACAAAUACCUAAUCUCCAAAGCGAGUAAUGCUGAAAGCAAAGUUUUCUACCUUAAAAUGAAGGGUGACUAUUACAGGUACCUGGCGGAAGUAGCUACAGGUGAAACGAGAAAUGGUAAGCUUUUAUGUGUAUCAAUAAUAAUUAUUAAAUACUGAUUUAUGUGCUAUAGGUUUUAGAAAUAAUUCUAUAAUUUAAAUUUUAAAUAAUCUUUUUGAACAGACAUAAAACUACAUUUUGUUAUUUAAUGUUUAUAUCUAACAUUUUAUUUGCAUAUUAUUUUGUAUGUAUACAUUAUUUGUUGUAAUUACAUCAGGGUUUUAUAUGGACAAAAAUUUAAAUAGUUCAAAGAUAGAACAAUUAUGAUAAUUGAUACAACUUACUUUUACUAUAAUAUUUCAAAUGUAAAAAUAUAGAGCAAUAUUAACUAACUCAAUGCCUUCUAGUAAAGUUCUGUGUUUCCAUUUUAAAGCUAUUGUAUGAUGAUUUACUAAUAUAACUUUCGUUCUUCUGAAACAUUAUGAAGAAUAAUACAUUUUUUUAGCUGAAUAGUUAGUAACUUUUACUAAAUGUGUUUUGUAUUGAUGUUUUAAACAAUUUAACAUAUUUAAGUCAAGACUAAAUGUACUUCACACAUAUAUUAGAUUGAAUUCUUAUAAAUUCAUAUUGUGCAUGUAAAAUACAUGUACAGUAGCAAUUCAAAUUUAAGUUAAUUUUAUUGUUCUAUAAAGUUUAUCAAAUGAUGUUUAAUAAUAACUUUCGUUCUUCUGAAUUUGAUUGAGGAAAAUAUUUUUAAAUAACUGAUGAGAAAAAAUUGUACAAUUAAUAUAGUUAUAUAUAUAUAUAAUUGCAAUGUUUAGGUUAAUUUUCCCAUGUAUAAUAUAUUAUACAGUAAAACUUCUGCUAACGGUCACCUCAUUGUAACUAGAAUUUUUUAUGGUCCUGCCAAGUGUUAUGUCUUUAUAAAACACCUAAAUAGCGGUCAUUAUUUCCGGUCUCUUCGGUAACCUUUAUAUGGAAGUUUUACUGUAAUUUUUUCAUUUAGGCUAUCUAUUAUAAUCAUUCAAUCAAUUUAAUAAAUAUGUUUUAAAUUAGUUAUAGAUGUUUACAAUAUAACCUAUAUUAAUAUAUAGUUCAAUAGUAUUAAACUUGUGUAUCAAAUGAUGUUGCAAUUAAUAACUUUCGUUCUUCUGAAUUUGAUUGAGGAGAAUAUCUUAAAAUUACUGAUAAGAAAGAGUUCUAAAAUUAACAUAACUAUACAAAUUCUAUAUUUGAGUUAUUUUUCUGUUAAUAAUUUAUACUUCAAAUUAUAAUUAGUUAUUACUUUUAUAAUUAAAAACUUAAUAUUGUCCUAUUUAAAUUAAUUUUAGAUGUUAGCAUUACAAUAUAAUCUAUAUUAAUAUAAAUGUCUACAUAAUUAAACUUGCGUAUCAAAUGAUGUUACAACUAAUAACUUUCGUUCUUCUGAAGUUAUUUGAGGAAAAAUAUUAAUUUACUGAUGAUCAAACAAUAUAAAAUAUAAGAACAAUAAUAGAUAGGCCUUGUUGGUACUAAAUGAAUUAUUAACAAAUUAGUUGAAAAUUUUAAAUGCAUCUCUAAUUUCUUGAUGUAUUUUAGUAUUAACAUUAUUUUUCUAUUUUAAUUUCAAUGCUAUAUGAUUGCCCAAAAUAUCAUAUUAAAAAACAAAUUGGAAGUCUUGUUUUAAACUAUUUUUUGUGAUAAAAUAGCUGUGGUUGAGGAUUCUCAACUAGCUUACCAGGACGCAUUCGAGAUCAGUAAAGCAAAAAUGCAACCAACACAUCCAAUUCGAUUGGGUCUGGCGUUAAAUUUCUCCGUGUUUUUCUAUGAGAUAUUAAACUCACCAGACAGAGCUUGCCAACUGGCGAAACAGGUAUUUAUUUCACAAAAUGUAACAUAUUUCUUUUUAUUGGUAUUUAGGGGUGGUGGAUGAUUCACAAAAAGCAUAUCAGGAAGCGUUUGAUAUUGCUAAGUCAAAAAUGCAACCCACUCAUCCUAUUAGACUUGGAUUGGCAUUGAACUUUUCGGUUUUCUAUUAUGAAAUUAUAAACUCCCCAGCUCGUGCUUGUCAUUUGGCCAAACAGGUACCCUUAAUGUCUUCCUGAUGAGUCCUGAAAUUGUGGAUUUGAGUGAUUUCUUCAGUGGCGGAGUAUUAAUAAAUGGAUAUUUUCAAUUGCUUUAUAAAAAAUAAUAAUAACAAUAAUUUAAAACUUUUUCAUACAUUAUUUGGUUUUGCUAAUAAUUUUAAAUCGAUAGAUUUGUAUAUAAACUAAAAGAAAAUCUAGAUUUUUCUAAAAUCCGCCACUGUUUUUUUUUUUUUUAACAUGUUUGAUUUUGGAGCUUCUUUAAUAUCUAACCAGAUUUGUAUAAACUAUUGAUUGCAUCAAACUACAGCAAAAAUAAUUUCCAUAUGCUUUUUUUUUUGCUUUAAAAGGUUAAAUAUUUUUAUUAAUUCUCAUGAGUUCUCGGUCUCCUUUUUAUAUCAUACAGUAAUUUUCAUUUUUAUUAAAAUUGGAAUUACAUAAUGAUCUGGUCGUCUUAUGUAAAGGUUAAAUAUUUUAUAUUGGAGAUCGAGGUUAUUUAUUGUAUGAAACUAAUGCUUAUAUUCUUGUGUUUGGAAUUCCUUAUUCUUAAAAAAUUACUUUCUAAUUAUCAAUAUUUGUAUUUAGGCUUUUGAUGAUGCAAUUGCUGAGCUGGAUACGUUGAAUGAAGACAGCUACAAGGACUCAACUCUCAUCAUGCAAUUGUUGCGUGAUAACUUGACGUUAUGGACGUCUGACACACAAGACAACGAUGAGCCCCAGGAAGCCGCUGGAGACAACUAACUCUUUUACUAAAAAUAUUUAAUAUAAAAAUAAAAAAAUACUAUAAUAAUUUUUAAUAAAGCAAAACAAACAUUUUCACAUUUCCGCGAGAAACUGCGCCCCCUCAUCUUCCACCCUCCACACAUCUGCGCUCUCACGACACGCUCUUUGUUUUUGGUUUUUUUUUUUUUUAUACCUGUUCUCUAAAAACAAGAAAACUUGAAUAAGAAUAAAUAAACACUUUUUUUCUUUAUUAGUCUAUUAAUUAUCUAUUAAUUAUUAUUGAAUGUUUAUAACUAUUAUUAUAUAGAGUUAUUUCAAUAAUAAUAAUAAUAAAUUAUAUAUAUAUAUAUAUAUAUAUAACUACAUUUUGGAAGUAUGUCAUAGUUAUACUAUUCAAUUAACACGUUGGAUGCUGGUAAUUUAUCGUAACUAAUUAGAUAACAAUAUUUCUUAAAUCUAAUGUUUACUAAAUUUCAUCUAAUAGAAGUAUCGAACUAUCUUCUUAGUGAAACUAUUGCCAGCACUCUUCGUGUUGACCGUCCGUUUAUAAUGUUUAAAUGAUUUAUAUGUUUAAUUUUGAAACCGAUUAUACGGUAAAUAACUUUAAAGUCUGUAAAAAAAAAUGUUUGCUCUCAUAAUUCGAUCAUAAUUUUAAACACAUAUAUAUAUAUAUGUAUGUAUAUAUAUAUUAUUGAACUAAUAUUUAUAUAUGUAUGUAUAUGUAUAUAGUUAUAUUUUAUAUAUAUUAUAUAAACCUCAAAAAUUUGUUUGUAAUAAUAACAUUGUGCUGAGUUUCUAAUUACUGUGAUUUUUCUAUCUUUACAAGUCAAUGAAUAUAGUUGUUUCUUACUGGUUUUAGUUUAUAGUAGUUUCAUCUUUACUGGUUUUGACUUCCAUUCCCUUACUCACAUCGUUAUUUUCAUUUUUAAUAUAUAUAUAUAUUUAUUCAAAUUGUUAUUGUACUUAAAAUGGAAUUAUUUAUCUUUUUAAUGAAAAUGAACGUUUAUUCGAGUGAAUAACUGUUUCAUAUCAAUUAUCAUCUUAUUUUUUCUCGUUUCUGUAUUUUUCUCAAGUCUCUUACAACCUAACUUAUUUCUUCAAGCGCGGCCUGACAAUUCAUUAAAGAUUUGAUUAAUUAUGAUACUGAUUGAUAUAAAUUUAAAAUAUAAGUGUUUCAUUUUGAAAAUUUUUAUACAAUGUAUGUGGUAUAAACUUAAUAAUUAAAAAAUUGAUAAAAGUUUUUCUUUUUUUUUUUUUAAGUAUAAGCAGCCAUUGUAAUUUUAUAAGAUGCACUUUUAUUAUUUUGCAAUUUGUUUAAUUUAAAUAUAUAUAUAUAUAUAAUUAUAUAUAUACAUACAUACAUAUAUAUUUGGUCAUAGAUAGAUUAUUAUUACUAUGAUUUGAUAAAGCUUAUUUAUAUGUGUUGCCUUUCCUUUAAAAUUUUCCCCUACUAUUUUAUUCUUGUUUCAAUCUAUAAUUAUUUAAAACAAUAAAUAUUUAUUACAUGCAGAUCCUUGGUGUGAAAAUUGAAAAAUAUAAAAAAAAAAAAAACUGAAAUUGAGAAGAUACACAUUGCUAAGACUUAUUAUUUAUUUUUUUUCGUAACAUAUUCUUUACAUUUUGUAGAUUAAUAAAUUAGUGUUUUAUAAAUAUUAACAUAUUUGUUAAAAUUAGUACCAUAUUUGUCAGCAUAUUAUUUAUUAUAUUUUUAUUAAGAAUAUUAAAUUUUAAAAUAAUGUAUUAAGGAUACAGAACUUAUAUUCAUUACUGAAACUUGGUACAAUUGAAUAUCUUAAAUAAUUAUGAUUUACUAUUCUAUUGGUUUGUAUUUCUUUUUUCAUAUGUCUUGAAAAUAAUAUUAAUGAAUAAUAAUGCUAAUAAGAAAUUAUUUCUUUUUUAAUAUUCUUAUUCUAUUUAUGCUGAUUAAUCUGAGGUACAAUUUUUGGCUGAAGGUCUGGUGUAAUAGUUCUUAAAUGUUGCAGACUUUUAUUUAAAGUACAAAACUCUUAAAAUUGUUUUUACUUUUUAGAAUGGCUUAUUUUAAACUGAAAAUAUUUUAACAGGGAGAUGAAGGGGGAGUUAUAAGAUUUUGAGUGUGGGCCAAUUUGGCCUCUAUAUAGUAUUCUGAUGCAUAAUUGUUAUUUUUAUUUUAAAACUGGCGGUUAUUGAGGUUAUUCAUAGCGAUUAAGACCGGCGGUGUCUGUCAGUCAACUAAUUUAAAAUUUGUGCAAUUAGACAUAUCUAGUUAAGUCGCCAAAAGUUUGUUUUCUGUUAUAAUUUUUAAAGUUAUGCAUUCAGUUGUAAAUAAAAAGUUACUGAUCAAAUCAUAUUAAACAUUAAUUUUAAUCAUUGACUAGGUAAUUAACGUUAGGUUUUUAUAAAUUGAGGCCUUGAAAGAAUUGCGCUACUAUAAACAUAAAUAAUCUACACAAUCGUUGAUCGUCAAACAAAAAAAUAAUAUGUAUCAUUUACUUAAAAAUAAUUAAUAUUAAUAUUGCAUUGGUAAGUAUGUAAAAAUUAAAUGAUUAAUAUUAAAUAUAUAAUUAAAAUAAUAAAAGUAUUAGAGAGCCUGGAGUGUGCAACAACCAGUUAUGAAUUAAAAAUUUAUCAUAAGGUAUAUCAAAGUUAAAAUGUAAAACGGGGCUGUAUGUAAAAAAUAAUAUAAAUAUUGGGUAUCUAUAUAUAUUUGUAUAAAUAUUUGCCUAAUAGAUAUUGUUUAUUUUGAUGCUAUAACUAGACAAGAAUCACAUUCUAAAAAUAUUUUUUAUUAGACUAAGGAAUACUUGAUUUAAACCUACACUAAGAAAUUAUAAUAGUAGUUGAAUUUUUUGAUGAUUAUUUAUUUUCAAAUAAUUUAUACAACUGAAUAAUUUUUAACCAUCAUUUCACUCGCUCAAUGGACUAAAAAACAUAUAAAGCAUUAAUUUAUGAAUUGGUAUAUUUUAUAGAAUUUCAUAAAUCGUUUUUAAUAUUUCUUAUUUAACCUGUACAAAAUAUGACAUAAUUAAAUUUUAAAAAUGUAUUGCUGUAUUAAACU
This is a messenger RNA of Cinara cedri, 14540 nucleotides long. NCBI's taxonomy places the organism in Eukaryota, Metazoa, Arthropoda, Insecta, Hemiptera, Aphididae. The record is from the annotation of a GenBank genome assembly.